Messenger RNA from Mytilus californianus (California mussel), 733 nucleotides. RefSeq lists its product as uncharacterized. The coding region runs from base 17 to 709 and encodes 230 amino acids. The transcript has 3 exons. The record is from RefSeq and is a predicted model, not a curated record. NCBI's taxonomy places the organism in Eukaryota, Metazoa, Mollusca, Bivalvia, Mytilida, Mytilidae.
AUUCUACAAAGUGACAAUGUUGUCAACAGUCUUUCUGCUGACGUUCAGCUUAGGUUGUGCGCCUGUAUCGUCAGAGAUGUGUGACGAAUAUAUUAUCACUAGAAUAGAACGGGAACUCAGGGACCUGAGAAAUGAUCUGCAACAUGACAUCACAGAUUUGAAUAGAGACAUUAAAUUUGGUACAACAUUCACACGUUGGGGAAGAAAGAAUUGUCCACAAAAAUCUUCAUUGAUAUAUGACGGUUACAUGACUGGAAAAAAGCAGAAUCGAAAUGGAGGAGGCUCUAAUUAUUUAUGUCUUCCUAAAAACCCAGAGUACACAAACCUGCAAUCUCCAAAUAUAGCAAGGAACUUGUACGGUGUUGAGACCGAUAUUAAUGGCUUUCAUCCAGACAUUGCAAACAAAGAUGCAUCAUGUGCCGUCUGCAUCACGACAAAUAGAGCCUCGGUUCUGAUGAUACCUGGUCGCAAGUCAUGUCCUGCUGGUUGGAAUGUUGAAUAUUGGGGUUAUUUAAUGUCGGAAGGACAGAACAGUGCAUGGCAGCCGACUGAACACGUGUGUGUGGAUAACAAACCAGUUGGUGUUCCAGGGGGGGAUAGAGAUAAUGGAGAUUCUGUUGUUUACUUGGUUGGAGGAAUGUGUGGAUCACUGAAAUGUCCUCCAUAUGUCAACGGGAAACCUUUGACAUGUGUUGUUUGUUCAAAGUAACUUAAAUAAAAAUGUUUGAAAUUU